Messenger RNA from Coregonus clupeaformis (lake whitefish), 829 nucleotides. RefSeq names its product probable E3 ubiquitin-protein ligase RNF144A-A. The record is from RefSeq and is a predicted model, not a curated record. NCBI's taxonomy places the organism in Eukaryota, Metazoa, Chordata, Actinopteri, Salmoniformes, Salmonidae. Bases 26 to 829 code for a protein of 267 amino acids. The transcript is spliced from 4 exons.
CAGAGAGAAGACAGAGAGCAACAAAAUGGAGGACGAGAAGAGAUAUGACCCCGGAGACUCCACUCUCAAAUUUGUCAACAGACAGGAUGAUUUAGAUCCCCUGGAUGAUGACCUUGUGUCUCUGAGGGCGGAGAUGUCCUGUGGUCAUGCAGUCACCCCACAGUCCCUGACCGGAUGGUGCCGCAGCCUACUGGACCAGGGUCAAUGCAAGUUCAUGUGUCCUGCACUUAAGAAUGGCACUUUGCAAAAGUGUGGCGCUGAGUGGUCUUACCAGGAGGUACGUAGACUGGCUGCGCUCACCACCGAAGAGAUGCAGCACUUUGAGAAAACCAUGGCCGCCUUGGCUGCUGCCAUUUACUGCGAAUACAAAUCAUGCCCUGUCUGCAGAACCUUUGUACAGAGACAGGCCCUCUCCAACCUCAGUGUCCUCUGCACAGUGUGCACUGCAGACAAAGGUCAGAGGUAUGAGUUCUGCUGGCAGUGCCUGAAGCAGUGGAAAGGUCCCGCGCCACGCUCUGACCGCUGUAACAACGAUGGCUGUAUCAACCAGGACCUGGAACUGCUGAAGAACUGCAAAACCACCACUCUGCCCCAGGUACAGGGGGUCACCGACUGCCCUUCCAUUCGCGCCUGUCCCACCUGUGGCCAACGGGUGGAACAUGACAAGACUGGUUGUAAGAAUAUUCUAUGUCCAAGGUGCAAUAAAGAGUUCUGCUUUGUGUGCCUUAAGCUCACGUCUGAGUGCUUGAAGACCAGCUCAUAUUUCAUAGCCUGCUCUGCUGGAGUGGCCCCUAGGCAGACCACUAUACCCACAUGGAAUAGAAACUAA